Molecule: messenger RNA, 1876 nt
Organism: Tyto alba (common barn owl)
Lineage: Eukaryota; Metazoa; Chordata; Aves; Strigiformes; Tytonidae
Gene: MDFI
Product: MyoD family inhibitor
Exons: 4
Coding region: 81-857 (258 amino acids)
Source: RefSeq, a predicted model, not a curated record
CCCCCCCACCCCAACUCUGCCUUCUCUCCCCCUUCUCUCCCCCCCUCUCUCCCUGCCGCAGCCGUCGCGCCCCCUCUCCGAUGUCCCAGGUCGGCAGCCACCGGCCGAGCCGCCCGGAGCCCCGCCGAGCCGAGCCGGCCCCACCGACAGAGGCGGGUGAGACCUCGCGCCCCUCGCCGAGGCAGACGCCAGCGGCACCGUCGGCAGAGCCCCAGCCACCCGCCCGCCCCGCUGCCUGCCCCGCGGUGCAGAAGAAGGAGAAACCCCUGGAAGAUGAUGAACCCCGAAAAGUCCUGACGAAGGGCCCCCGGGCCGAGCUCGCAGGCGCUCCCGAAGCUGUGACAUGCCAGCCCCAGGUGCGAGCAGCCCCGCAGCCCCCCGGUCCCUGCACCCACCUGCUGCAAAACGGUGCUGGGCGGGGGCCGGACCCCGGCGGCGCCAACGGGGAGGGGGGGAACGGGGUCUUCCGCCCCCUCCCCAGCACCCAGAAGCCUCACCGAAAGCUGCAGUCACACCACUCCAUCAACAGCCAGAGCAGCAAGAAGAGCAAGGGCAGCUCCAAAUCGGCCUCUUCCCACAUCCCUAUUGAGGCACAAGAAGACUGCUGCGUCCACUGCAUCCUCUCCUGCCUCUUCUGCGAGUUCCUGACCCUCUGCAACAUCGUGCUGGACUGUGCCACCUGCGGCUCCUGCACCUCCGAGGACUCCUGCAUCUGCUGCUGCUGCUGCAACUCGGGCGAGUGCGCGGACUGCGACCUGCCCUGCGACAUGGACUGCGGCAUCAUCGACGCUUGCUGCGAGUCGGCCGACUGCCUGGAGAUCUGCAUGGAGUGCUGCGGGCUCUGCUUCUCCUCCUGAGGGGCUGCACUCGGUGCGUGGGGGGACACCAGGAGUGGGGCCCCCCCCUCCCCCUCACCCCCCGAGCUCUCCCGCAGUGGCUGAGGGUCCAGCUACUCCCUGAGCCGGUGUGAAACACCAAAAGACAGAGCCUGGCGGAGGAGGAGAAUGAUACCCCCCCCAUUGCAAACCUCAUCCUUGGAGCUGGUGAGCCAGGCUCGGAUCCUGCCUGGGGAAGGGUGAAUCCGUAGGGCCGCGGGGACCCCGGGGACGGCCGGCAUCCCACCUCGCUCUACCUCUUCCCCGCACCGGGCCGGUUCCCCAAGGAUCGCGGGAGCCUCCUGCCACCUGAGCCGAGAGCAGGAGCACCCUCCCCGUGCACCGCAGAGCCCACGGGUGCCACCCCGGGGUCCCUGGGCUGGGGACAGCCGCUGCCACCGCCCGGGGCUGCCCCAGGACAGUGCUCUGGUUUACACAGGAGUGGCACAGAGCAUCUUUCCCCCCCCCCCCCCCCCAGGACACCUCCAAGGCUGGGCGCGGUACAGAGCCUUGCUCCCCGCUGGGAGCCCACCAGAUGAUGCCAAAGCUUUUAGCCAGGCUGCGGGCUCCUGUGCUGUGGGACACAUCCUGCCAGCCCCCACCCCUCCUCGGUGCUGAGGUGGGCAGCCAAGUGCAAUACACAGUCUGCUCCCCUCCCUGUUUCAACAGCCAGGAAGAAGCUUUUCCUUCUCCCGUCCCUGCAGCGGGGUUGCAGCCGGGGGCCAGGGAAGCUGGGGAGAGCCCAGAGCUGUACUGAGCUGCUACCGCCCCUCCCGUGUCCCCGGGGGCGGUGGGGCGGGUGACUUGGUUGGUGCCAAAUGACCCCCAGCAGUUGUUGGCCCCUGUCCCUCCAGCCCGGGGACAGGGCUGGUGGCUGGGUGGCGGCGGAAAACGCCCCGGUGAAGGGUUGGGGAGAUGAGGAGGGAAGUGUCACAGUAUUUUUUUUUUUUGUCCCUUUUGUUUGUUACUGUAAAUAAAGGUCUUCCUUCAUUUCUGUCCAA